Molecule: messenger RNA, 474 nt
Organism: Symbiodinium natans
Lineage: Eukaryota; Dinophyceae; Suessiales; Symbiodiniaceae
Source: the annotation of a GenBank genome assembly
AUGAGCAAGAUGAUACAGAACUAUGACUCACAACAGAAAGGUGGCCUGGACCGUGCAGAGCUGCAAGCUUUGCUGGCUGACCUUACAAGCACAGAUGUGACUUUGGACGAACUUGACUUCUUUUUCUCCGUCAAUGACAGCUCUGGAGAUGGCAUGAUUGGACCAGACGAGCUGCCAGCCGUUCUCAGGAUCUGGGAUUCACAUAUUCAUGAGCUUGAGUAUGUGCGGGACCUGAUGACCAAGUUCGAUGGAAAUCGGGAUGGUGGGCUACAGCGUGAGGAGCUUCGCAAACUACUUCAAGACUUAAACGACGGCAUGGAUGUGGACGACGCCGAGGUGGACUAUGUAAUGGAAGAAGCCGACCUCAUGGGAAAUGGUGUGGUCACUUCAAUGGAGCUGAAGCGAGCAAUUGCUUUCUGGUACGGAAACGUGCAUCAUCAGCGAGUAAGUAGCCGCACGUGUUCACUCUUGUAG